CUCCCAAACCACAAGUUCGAAUGCAUCCUCUCUCUCCCACACACAAAGCUAACCUUAUCGUCUCCUCCAGGUCUCCCUUUAUCGUCUCCCUCUCAAUGGUGUAUGCUCCUGUUUCAGUAUACGGAUCACUGAAAAAACGAUAAGGGGGAAAAUCAAAGAAAAUCAGAUCGAAAAUUGUGCUAAGGAGAUGCUUGUGGGCACGUCCGCUCCCAUCGUUUCUCGCUCUGCUGUUCUUCCUUGUAGAUUUUGGUUCCAAUCAGGUCCGACAGACUUCAAAUUAGUGGGCCUCAACAAACACUAUCAUUCUAUCAAGAACCCAUCAUCCAAGUUUGCGAGCGUCAGAUGGAACAGAAAGGCCAACAGUAACCGAUCUGCAAUGGAAACUUUCACGACGCGCGCAUCAGCUCAACCAUUAAAGAACGCUGAUGAGCUCAUUGAUUCCGUCGAGACUUUUAUCUUCGACUGUGACGGAGUUAUAUGGAAAGGAGAUAGCUUAAUUGAAGGAGUCCCAGAAACUCUUGACAUGCUUCGGGCAAAGGGCAAAAGAUUAGUUUUUGUUACUAACAACUCUACUAAGUCAAGGAAACAAUACGGAAAGAAGUUUGAGACUCUUGGCCUGAAUGUUAAUGAGGAGGAAAUUUUUGCAUCAUCUUUUGCAGCUGCUGCAUAUUUGAAAUCCAUUAAUUUCCCGAAAGAUAAAAAGGUUUAUGUCAUUGGAGAAGAUGGCAUCUUGAAGGAGCUUGAGCUUGCUGGGUAUCAGUACCUUGGUGGGCCGGUAUGA
Messenger RNA from Neltuma alba, 781 nucleotides. RefSeq names its product phosphoglycolate phosphatase 1B, chloroplastic-like. Gene Ontology annotation, molecular function: phosphatase activity. Gene Ontology annotation, cellular component: cytoplasm. The coding region runs from base 188 to 781 and encodes 197 amino acids. NCBI's taxonomy places the organism in Eukaryota, Viridiplantae, Streptophyta, Magnoliopsida, Fabales, Fabaceae. The transcript has 5 exons. The record is from RefSeq and is a predicted model, not a curated record.